Cuscuta epithymum is the source of this 1727-nucleotide messenger RNA. Lineage: Eukaryota; Viridiplantae; Streptophyta; Magnoliopsida; Solanales; Convolvulaceae. The record is from the annotation of a GenBank genome assembly.
UUAUCCAAAACCAUAAAACUAUACAAACUUUUCAGGAACGAAAGUAUCAAUAAAAUAAAAAUAGCCUAAAUGACUUUUGGCGGACAGAAGGAACAUAUUGGAAUUGGAAUUACAUAAUGCCCCUGAUUUGCCGUCAAAGAUUGAAACUGGGCAUUUGACUUGAAUGAAGACGUGUAAAUUUAGCAUAGAAUCUAUCAAAAAUUAAUUCAAUAUUUCUACCCGUUUGCCCAAACCGUCGACGCAAGCUGUCCUAACCGCCAGCAUCCCCGUGUCCCGCUUCCCCUCUUCUUCACAUCACAUUUAUACUUUGAAUGCGGCUUCAAAAAGGGCAACCAGAUUACCAGAGCUAAGUCACGGGAAGUCGGAGAAAGGAAAAAACAGAGUGCGAAAACUGUGAAGAUGAAAAAGAAAGGUCUGGACGGAGAAGUUAUGGACGGGUCAGAUAUAAUAGAGUUGGUUGGGAACGAAGAGGUGUUUACGAGCUUUGUCGAUCACAAGUUCCAAGAACUCGACAAAGACUGCGACGGCCAGCUCUCCGUCAAGGAACUCCAGCCCGCCGUCGCCGACAUUGGUGCUGCUAUAGGGUUGCCUGCUAUCGGCUCUUCUCCCCACUCUGAUCAUAUUUACUCUGAGGUUCUUAAUGAAUUCACACAUGGAAAACAAGAGAAAGUAAGUAAGAGUGAGUUCAAAGAGGUUCUAGGAGAUAUUCUACUAGGCAUGGCUACUGGUUUAAAGAGGGACCCUAUUGUAAUUCUUCGCAUGGACGGUGAAGAUCUGCUAGAGUUUUUAAACAAUCCAUCUUUUGAGACAGACAUGGUUUCUAUAUUCUCUGAGAUAGAACUGCAUGGUGGCUCCCUGAAACAAUACAUUGUGAGUGCAUUCAAGAAACUGACAGUCGAUCGUGGCGUGCCUCCUACCUCGGAUUCUUGGGUAAUGGGCAACAUUGUGGAACCAGCUGUGGGACCAUGCAGUACUACAGUCAACGAUCCGGUUACAAAAGACGCGUUCAUGGUUGAAUUUAAGAAGGUGGCAGAGAAUGUUGCUCAACGUCUGAAGGAACAUCCAGUAAUUGUUGCUCAUACUGAGAACACCUUUGAUGGAAGUGGCAUUAAGAAGUUGUUGUCCAACAAAUAUGAACUUGAUAAGACUCUGGAUUCUUCUAUUCAAAAUGUGCCUAAAGAUCGUCAUGGGAAAAUGUCAAAGAAAUACCUCCGUGUGACCCUUGAUCUGCUGGCUCCAGCAGCUGGCCUACCUCCCAUAGGUGCUGUUGAUGAGAUGGACAAGGUAAUUGAUGAAACACUGAAGAUGUUGGAUGGUGAUGAUGGGAAAAUGGUAAAAGAGGAGGAGUUCAAGAAAGUGUUAAGGGAGAUACUGGGUGGUUUGAUGAUGUGUUUGGAAGGGAAUGCUGUUUCAGUGUCCACUAACUCAGUUGUGCACGAACCCAUUGCUUCGGCCUCCACUCUGCUGGAUCCACCUUCCCCAUGAUAUGCUGAAAUCUGAUGAGAUCAAUGUAUGUGUUGGAGUAGGUAGGAGGGAAUAAUAACAGUUUCACAUAAUGUGCUGAUAUAGAAACCACUCAGUUACUACUACUUACCUAAUACCUUCUGAAUUUUUUGUAAAUAUGGCUACUAUUGUGUAUUUCCCUGUCUAUUGAUGGUUUCUUGGGAGGUAUAUCACUUGUUGAAACUGUGAGAGGCCUUCUUGCGUUGGUUGAAACUAAAGUGUAU